Molecule: messenger RNA, 2115 nt
Organism: Thermothielavioides terrestris NRRL 8126
Lineage: Eukaryota; Fungi; Ascomycota; Sordariomycetes; Sordariales; Chaetomiaceae
Exons: 5
Coding region: 244-2016 (590 amino acids)
Molecular function (GO): flavin adenine dinucleotide binding; N,N-dimethylaniline monooxygenase activity; NADP binding
Source: RefSeq, a predicted model, not a curated record
UCUGUUGUUUGCUGAGCCGCCGGUGGGAAGAACUCCUGGGAAUCCUCCUCGGUCCGUGCCAAUUGUGACAACCCAGAUAACUUCCUUUGACUCCUCCCGGCCCAGGAUAUAAGCCCAGACUAUCUGGCCCCAAAAAAGCUGGUGUUAAAAACCCCAAGGAAUCCGGCGCCAGAUUGGCCUCAGUCGUCUACCGCCCAAGCCCCCCCUUUUGUUUUGUUCCUCAGAGAGCUUGCAAUAGACGCCAUGGACACUCCCACCACCGAGAGCGCGCCUCAGCCCAACGGCCAUCCCACGCCAGGCCAGUCCUCGCCGCCCAAUGGCCUUGCCUACACGGUUCGGGAGCAGCCACUCGGGUCGACAAAGCACAUCCGCAUCGUGGGCAUCGGGGCCGGCGCGAGCGGGCUGAACCUGGUCCGCACGCUGCGGCUCAACCUCACCGACUACGAGCUUGUUAUCUACGAGAAGAACGCGGAUGUGGGGGGCACCUGGCUCGAGAACCGCUAUCCCGGCUGCCGGUGCGACGUCCCAAGUCACAGCUACCAGUUUUCGUGGCGGCAAAAGAAGGACUGGUCCAACUUCUUCGCGCCGGCCGAGGAGAUCGGAAGCUAUCUCUGCCAGGCCUGCGAUGACGAGGACAUGAGGGACUCGAUCAAGACCUCGCACCAAGUGGUGAAGGCUCAGUGGAACGAGAAAGACGGCCAGUGGGACCUGGUUGUUCGAAACCUGGGAACUGGAGAGGAGUUCGGCGACCACGCUACUUUUCUCGUCGACGGGACGGGCAUUCUGAACAACUGGAAAUGGCCCGACGUCGAAGGAGUGGAUACUUAUCAGGGUACCUUGAUACACACUGCCCGCUGGCCCAAGGAAUUCGACCACACGGGCAAGACCAUCGCCGUCAUUGGCAAUGGCUCGAGCGGCAUCCAGGUGCUUCCGGAGCUCCAGCCAGGGGCCGAAAAACUGUACCAUGUCUUCCGAACGCCAACUUGGGUGAUUCCGCCCAGGAUACAGGCCUGGAAAGUCAUGGGCCAAGCCGGGGAGAUCCUCAGCAAGAUCCAGCUGGACGCGCAGGAGAACUUCUCCCAGGAAACGAUCGAGAAGUUCCAGUCUGAUCCCGAGUUCUACCGCGAGUUCGUCAAGAAGAUCGAGGUCGAGGUCAACAACACCUUCCCCAUCGUCCUGACACAAAGUCCGGUACAAGCCUUUGCGCGAGCAAAGGUCACGGAAUACAUGACACUGAUGCUCGGCGGGAACCCGGAGCUCUGCAAGGCACUGAUCCCCGACUUCCCGCUCGGGUGCAGGAGAAUGACUCCCGGCCACGGGUACCUCCAGGCCCUGACAAGGCCCAACGUCGAGGUCAAAAGGUCUGAGAUCAAACGGUUCGUGCCGGAGGGUAUUGAGCUCGAGUCGGGCGAGGUCCUGAAGGUCGACGCCAUCAUCUGCGCCACCGGCUUCGACACCUCCUUCUGCCCGCGCUUCCCGAUCAUCGGCCGCGACGGCAACCUCCAGGAGCGGUGGCAGAAGGAGACGCCCAAGGCAUACAUGUCGUGCGCCGUCGCCGGGCUGCCCAACUACUUCAUGUUCCUCGGCCCGAACGCACCGAUAGGCCACGGCAGCGUGUUCACGCUGAGCGAGCACAUCGCCAAGUACAUCACGUCGGUGAUCAGGAAGUGCCAGGCGGAGGGGAUCAAGGCGAUCGCGCCGUCGGCGGCGGCGGUGGACGACUACUUCGAGCACGUCACGGCGUUCAUGCCGCGCACCGCGUGGGCCGCGGCCGGCGGCCGCUCGUGGUUCAAGAACGGGCGCGCCGACGGGCCGGUCACCGCGCUGCACCCGGGCAGCAGGAUCCACUUCUUCCACAUGCUGGAGCGCUUCCGCGGCGAGGACUGGGAGUACGUGUACGACGACGACGCGAGGCAGAACCGCUUUGCGUACUUGGGGAAUGGGUUCUCCACCAAGGAGCUGGAUCCGCAGGCAGACUCGACGUGGUACCUGGAUGAGCCGACCGUUGUGCGGUGAAGGGGGUAGGGAGGGGUUGGUGGUGGCUGUGGCGGGUUAGACAGAGGCAGCCUCGCCCCCGUUUGUUUGUCUUAGAACCUAGAGCAGGCAGAUAUGUAG